Molecule: messenger RNA, 2781 nt
Organism: Chlamydomonas reinhardtii
Lineage: Eukaryota; Viridiplantae; Chlorophyta; Chlorophyceae; Chlamydomonadales; Chlamydomonadaceae
Exons: 5
Coding region: 129-800 (223 amino acids)
Source: RefSeq, a predicted model, not a curated record
GUAUCCCCGGCCGAUACAAAAGCUGAUUUCAUAUUUGCAUUAUCAGCCAGAACAGAAGGUGCUGGAACCAGAAGCCCGCAAAAGCGGGGAUGCUGCCUUGAUAUGUACAUGCGCUGCACAUAGGCAAUAUGAGCACCGAAUUUCGGAUCAAGUUCGUGGGCGCGGAGCACGAGCCCGAUGUACUGGUUCGGGUCAGCAGCGGCGACAGGAUGGAAUUGCUGGUAGCAGAGGUCUCCAAGGUGAAAGAGCUACCGCCUGGAAAGUUUUUGCGGGUUCUGUGCGCCGGGCGCGAGCUGUUCGCGGACGACGAUGUGUCCAAAGCACCUGGCCGCGUGCUGCAUUGCAUGGUCGUGGACUCGCAGCCGGUGCGGCCGCCGCCCGCACCGCCGCGGAAGGUGGUGCAGCCGCAGCCGGCGCCACCACCGCCGCCCGUUGUUGAGCAGCCGCCGGUGGACUGGCUGGAUGUCGUGGACCCCGGGACGGUUCUAAUGUGGAUCUUUGGAUCUAUCCUGGCACUUUUGUGGCUGCUCUUCGUCUUCUACGCUCACAUGUUUGACCGCACCAGCGUGGUGAUGCUGGUGAUGAUGACGGUGGCGUUCCUCAUCCCGUGCGUCCUCAGCUACCUGCCCUGGCCCACCUUCCUGCACCCCCAGCCGCCGCCGGUGCGGCCCGGCGGGGGUCCAUAUGACCCGGCGAUGGGGCACUCGACGGCAGUGGCAGGGCAGCAGGCAUGGCAGCGGCAGCCGUUCAAUGGGGAAAUCCCGCCGCGGCCGCCGGCGCGGGUGCGGCCAAACACCUGAUGCGCCUGGAGUGGCCCAGCUCAGGCAGCUCUGGCUGGUGUCACAAGUGGCUGGCGUGCACGGGGACAGAGAGGCCGGUCGGUAUGGCUCACUCGCUGCAUGCACACUUUGCAUUGGUUGCCAUGCCGAUCCCCAUCGCGAGGCCAUGUGAGGCAGCGCGGGGUCCCGGCUGAGGCAUAUGCACUUGAAUAACGCCCCUUCUCUGAGCAACGUUGCGUGUUUGUACGCAGCCGUGUCGGGAUGUCUUAUGAAGCAAUGUAGUACUGAGGAGGCUGCAUACUGCGCCAGUACUGGCAGCAAUUUCAUCAUGCUAGUCUUUUGGGCAUGCGCCGGCAGCGUUGGCUGGGUAUGAUGUUAUCUCGCAUGCUUUAAACGCGGUACCGAUAAGCCGUAAACCAUGCAGAUGCUGAGGAGGAGGAAGAGCAAGAAACGUAUGGAAUGGAGACGCGUGUGGGUAUGUUCGUAAGCUCACGUGGCUAUCAGUACGGUAGUUUCAGGCUUGGCGCGAAAGCUCCAGCGGUAGGUGGUUAGCGGCGCUCGGAUGUAAUGUUUAUUUAUGCUAGUUUGGCCGGCCGCUGGCGCUGUCCCGGGAGCACAGCAGCAGGGGGUCGGGUGAUGAUGUGGGGCGCGGUGUAUGGAGGUGGCAUCCUGUAUGCUUAUCUGGGCGCUUCAUUGCGUCAAGCCAAUCGAGUUUUCACAGGUUCGAUUUUGUGGCGUGAGAGCCGCCUCACCCCGGUUAGUGCACGUGCUUGAGUGCUGUGCCGCUUUAGGGUGCCGUAAAGGCCGAAUGCUCCCCGUUACACGGGACUUGAGUUGCUGCCGACGGGCGGGGCUGGGUGGCGGGCAACGUGGCAGGCAAGGGGUAGAUGGCAUAACAAAAUGGCGAGGACUGCUACCCCAUAAUGGCAACACACUUAUGAAGUGUUGAGGGUCCGUAUGCCGCGGUAUGUAGUCCUGCCCAUGCUUGCGCUACGACUGAGUGCUGGAGUGUGUGUAUGUGUGUGUGACCAAACCCAGCGUGUUGGGCAAGCUUGGGUAGGCUGGCAGCGCGCCGUGCGAGUCCUGCGCAGAUGUGCGUGUGGUGUGAUUGCUUGAGCAGAGUGCGUGUGUGCCGCAUGCAGCAGGCGCGGGAAGUGGAAGUGUGGGGGAGGCAAUGCGGAUUGACGGCGUGACGGGGGAUUAACAGCUUCCCGGUGCUAAAACGACUGGGUGCAGAGCCUAGUUGCGCAUCAUUGCGAACCGUGGCUCGGGAUGAAUGCUAUGGACUUCAUUGUUUGGGCAGCAAACAAGGUGAUGAAUGCACUGCGCGCUGGUGGUGGCCCGCGUCUUGUCUAUAUGUGUGAGGGAUGGAGGACAGUGAUAGGCUGCUGCAGGCAUGAAUGGAACACGCGAGGAGCGAGGCAGGAUGAAGGUUAACUUCCGCCGGCAGAGAGUACAUGUUGUGUGUGGUUACAAGGUGGUGAGCACGACGUGCAUUCCUGUCCUUGUAGAAACCUAGGCCCGGAAACCUAGUACAGACGUGUUCAACUCGUGUUGCGGCGGGUAGCAUAACGCAUGCGUUUGAACUUGAGCAUAUACCGGCCACCCUCAUAAGCCGCGCAAUCGCGCUGGAUGGAGGGCUUGCUGAUUGUUGGGAUAAACAUGAGCUCAAGCCCCGGAGGCGGCGCGUCAAAAGAGCUGGGGCCCCCACGUAGAAGGGCACGCCGGGAAGGAGGAGGUGCGUGCGGUGUCAGCUAAUAAACGGGGGUUUAUGCAUUACGGUCGCUAGCCGGCAUCAGGUCCGUCUCGUGAAGGCGCAGGCAGAGGUGGAGCAGUUUGGAGUAUGGACAGGUGAAGAAGGGCUGAGUGGGCGGUGUUCGGCAGUGGCUAACGGUGUUAGGCAGUGGCCAAUCGGUGACGGUGGGUGGCAGUGUCAGGUGUGGCUGAGUCGCCGCCCUGCAUUGCCCACACGUUCCCGUCGGCAUUGUAGACUAUCCCGGUC